AUGAGAGCAUAUGAUCGAUACAGACCAGCAGGAGUAUAUGGAGUCAUCAGCUCGCCCAAUAGCAAUGCUCUAUUUGACGGAGAAGGCAAGCUCGCCAUCUGUCCGGCUCUGGAAGAUGUGAUCGUUUGGAAUGUGAAACAAGGAAUUCCAGUUGCUAGAUGGCAUGAUGAAGACAACCGAACGGAAGUCACUUGUAUAUCUAAAAGCCCAAAAACCCCGACAUUUGCUGUUGGAUACGCCGAUGGAUCAAUACGUAUCUGGAACAUUGAAACAAACUCGUCCUCUAUAACAUUCACGGGUCAUACCGCUGCCGUCACUGCUCUAUGUUUUGACAAGGAAGGGUCCAGACUUGCUUCUGGAUCCAGAGAUACAGAUCUCAUUGUAUGGGACGUCGUAGCAGAAUCAGGCUUGUAUCGUUUGCGAGGUCACAAAGAUCAAAUAACAUCCAUAGUAUUCUUGGAACAAGACGACCUAAAUCACGUUAUAACAGCAUCGAAAGACACUCUACUCAAGAUAUGGGACUUGACAGCCCGACACUGUGUCGAAACAAUAGUCGCUCAUCGAGGGGAAUUAUGGUCGAUAUGUGUCUCUCCUGAUCAACUUUACUUGUUCACUGGAGGUGUAGAUGAUGAAGUACGAGUAUGGGAUAUAGAUCCUGUAGCUCUUACCACCAAGCUGGUGGUUGCUGUUGAUGGUAUGGAUGUGGAUCGACCAAUGAAGAAGGCUCUCAACAUGAGAGGAUCUCUGCCACGUCAGAGCAAAGAACGUGUUGUAAAUAUACAUUUCCAUCCUUCAGGUCGCUUUCUUGGUAUUCAGGGCAAUGACAAGUUAAUCGAAAUAUUUAAAAUACGCUCAGACGAAGAAGUAAAGAGGAAGCAACUCCGUCGUGCGAAACGACAACGUGAAAAACAACAACGGUCCAAACUUCCGUCCGAUCCACCAUCAGUCGCUGAAGAAACUGACGACGAAGCAACAAACCAACUCAUACCCAUAUCCGAUAUAUGUACAUCUCUCGUAAACAUUCGAGCCUCUGCACGAAUACGGUCUUUUGAUUUCUCACCGAAAACUGCCAAACCUGAUUCCCCCUUCCAAGUGUUGGUGUCAUUGUCUAGUAACGCUGUAGAAAUAUAUGUUGCUAAUUUGCCAGACAAGACUGCUCCAACUCAACUAGUCACUGCUAUUGACUUGUCUGGACAUCGUUCCGAUGUUCGAUGUCUGGCGCUCAGCUCGGAUGAUCAAAUGAUUGCUUCUGCUUCUAGUGAUUGUAUCAAAAUAUGGAGUGUUGCAACAGGUCAAUGUCUGAAAUCGAUGGAUGCAGGAUAUGCACUCUGUGCUUCAUUCUUGCCUGGAAACAAACACAUCAUUAUUGGCACCAAGACUGGUGAAUUGGAAUUGUAUGAUCUAGGAUCAUCUGCCUUAUUGGAAACAGUCAAAGGUCAUACUGCAUCAGUCUGGUCUCUGCAAGUUCGAUAUGACAAGGGUGGUUUUGUGACUGGUUCCGCUGACAAGGAAGUCAAGUUUUGGGAUUUCUCACUUCGAGAUGAUCCAAAUGAUACAGGGGCGUCAAAACGCUUAACGCUUACACACACUCGGACACUCCGAAUGUCUGACGAUGUACUUUGCGUCCGAUACUCUCCAGACAGUCGAUAUCUCCUUGUCGCUCUUCUAGACAGUACAGUCAAGGUCUUUUAUGUCGAUACCCUCAAAUUCUACCUGUCCUUGUAUGGUCAUAAACUACCAGUCUUGUCAAUGGAUAUAUCGUCGGAUUCCAAGCUGGUUGCUACUGCUUCAGCCGACAAGACCAUUAAAUUGUGGGGUCUAGAUUUUGGAGAUUGCCACCGUAGCUUACUUGCUCAUCAAGAUUCAGUCAUGGGUGUUCGAUUUGCAUGGGGUACUCAUUAUCUGUUCUCUGUUGGAAAGGAUAGAAUUGUCAAGUAUUGGGAUGGUGACAAGUUUGAACAAAUCAUGAAAUUCGACGGCCACCAUUCGGAAGUCUGGGCACUGGCAGUUGGUAAAUGGGGCAACAUAGUCGUAACAGGAUCUCACGAUCGAUCCAUUCGAAUAUGGGAAAAGACCGAUUCACCUUUAUAUCUGGAAGAUGAACGAGAAAAGGACCUGGAAGAAAUGUAUGAUCGAGCUGCAGUCACCAGAUCUGAUGGACGUGAUGAUGCAGCUAUUGGAUCAGGAGUAGAAGAUUUGGAUGGAUUGGAACAUGUACCUUUACCUGAUGGUAGUGGGAAGAAUGAAGUAGGAUUGGCUACGAGAUCCACCACUACGUCUCUGAAAGCUGGAGAAAAGAUUUUGGAAGCUUUAGAGAUAUGGGAAGAGGAAACUGCUGGGUUGGAUGCUUACGAACUGGCUAAAGCUGCGAACCCAAAUGCAGCAAAGCCAUCUCAAAAUCCGUAUAUCGCCGUGCUGAAUGAUCCAACCAUGACACCAGAUCGCUACGUCCUACGAACUGUCCAGAUGAUUCGGGCAGCAGAGUUAGAAGAGGCUCUUCUAGUCUUGCCAUUUGCUCAGAUAACACUCUUGCUUCGGUGUAUGGCUGUAUGGAGUCAGAAGAGAUGGAAUCCAACAUUAUGUGCUCGAAUCCUAACAUCUAUACUCAAAACACACCACAAUCAACUAACGGCCACUGCUUCCAUACGAAAAACACUUAUGACAAUCAAAACCAACAUGAAUGCUGCACUACGAGAGCAGCGUGAUAUCAUUGGAUUUAAUUUGGCUGGGUUGAGAUAUCUGGAACGUGAAGAUAAGAAUUCACGAAUUGGUGGGAUUGAAUUGGAUCCAAGUUUGGAUGUUGUAAGUAGUAGUAGUGAAAAGAAGGGCAAGAAACGUCAUAGAUUGUCGAUUGCAUAA
Synchytrium microbalum is the source of this 2859-nucleotide messenger RNA. RefSeq lists its product as uncharacterized. Lineage: Eukaryota; Fungi; Chytridiomycota; Chytridiomycetes; Synchytriales; Synchytriaceae. The record is from RefSeq and is a predicted model, not a curated record. The transcript has 11 exons. Bases 1 to 2859 code for a protein of 952 amino acids. Gene Ontology annotation, molecular function: snoRNA binding; protein binding. Gene Ontology annotation, cellular component: small-subunit processome; Pwp2p-containing subcomplex of 90S preribosome. Gene Ontology annotation, biological process: maturation of SSU-rRNA.